AAUCCUGAAGAGUUAUGUCGCCCCGACCGUAAAGUCCACUGUUGAUAUGUUUUCAUCUGCCUCAUUCGUCCACUGGAAAGAUGAGGGGAAAAAAAUGGAAGAGCAGCCAGCAGAAUAAAAUAUCUAGAGCAUCAAUUCACUUUUGUAGUUGAUGCUGUUUAUUUGUGCUUAAUCCAGUUCAGCCCCUAUACUUAUAACUACGUCAUUCAUAAGGAUUCACCUCAAUGUAGGUCUGAAGAGAUAUCAGUAGCGCGUUAGUUUGCAGCAGUGAGAGAUCGCUAUUUUAAAAUUGUCGAUUGAAAAUGAGAGGGCUCAAUAAUUUAUGAAUAAGAGAGAAAAAUAGGGGGAUUGAAGAUGAAUCCAUCUGAAUCGCAGCAAGAUUUGUUGGAGAAUGAAGCAAGAGCACCGUCACUACAAUCACUUAAUCCACCGGUUGAGUACACACUUGGCCCCGUUGAGAAGCAUUUUUUACUCAGUGCAGAACGCGGUGAUUGUGCAACCGUCAAAAGACUUCUCGAGGAACACAAGGGCCAUCCUGAGAUACUCAAUAUAAACUGCGUGGACCCGUUGAAUCGAUCUGCUCUCAUUGCUGCUAUUGAAAAUGAAAAUAUCGAGUUGAUAACAAUUUUAUUGGAGCUUGGUAUUGCUGUCAAUGACGCGCUGUUGCAUGCAAUCAAAGAGGAGUACGUUGAAGCUGUGGAGAUGCUUCUGGAUUGGGAAGAAAAAAUUCACGAGCCCGGAAAGCCUUAUAGUUGGGAAUUCAGUGACUCGUCCUCCUCGAAUUUUACUCCUGACAUAACGCCAUUGAUUUUAGCAGCUCACAAAAAUAAUUAUGAAAUACUGAAGAUCCUUCUUGAUCGGGGAGCAACACUGCCAAGUCCCCAUGAUGGCAGAUGUGGCUGCGAUGAGUGUGUUACAUCCAGUGAGAAGGAUUCUCUACGCCAUUCGCAUUCUCGUAUAAAUGCUUAUCGUGCCCUUACAUCACCCUCUCUCAUAGCUCUGUCAUCGCGCGAUCCGUUAUUGACAGCUUUCGAAUUAUCAUGGGAAUUGCGACGGUUGAGUCGGAUGGAGCAGGAAUUUAGAUUUGAGUACAAUGAAUUGAAGGAACAGUGUCAGGAAUUCGCAACAUCUCUACUAGAUCAUGCUCGCACCUCUCAUGAACUUGAACUGAUGCUGAACUACAAUCCCACUGGUGAAAAUUGGGAGCCGGGGGAAAGGCAAACCUUGGAUAGACUCAAACUCGCUAUUAAGUACAAACAAAAACAAUUUGUGGCUCAUCCCAAUGUCCAACAGCUACUUGGGGCUAUUUGGUACGAUGGUCUACCUGGUUUUCGUCGGCUCAGCAUGAUUGGACAACUCGUGAAAGUCGCAAAACUCGGCGCAAUGUUUCCAGUUUAUAGUACUAUUUAUAUGCUGUCACCUACCUCCAAAAUGGGUCUCUUCAUGAAGAAACCCUUUGUCAAGUUCAUUUGUCACUCCUCCUCUUACGCCUUCUUCCUAAUGCUCUUGGGGAUGGCCUCGCAAAGAGUUGAAUAUCUUGCGAUUGAGUUGUUUGGUAAUGCCUGGAUGAGGGAAAUAUUGGAAGGAUGGAAGAAACAUGAAAGAGGAUGCAUUCCAGGAUUCGUUGAGAGCGGUGUCAUGAUUUAUGUGAUAAGUUUAAUAACCGGCGAAAUACGAUCAUUAUGGAGUGAUGGUAUGCUAGAGUACAUUUCAGAUUUAUGGAAUAUUGUCGAUUUCAUUCAGAACAUGUUCUACGUCAUUUGGAUAACCCUCAGGAUGACAGCCUGGUACACAGUUCAGAGAGAGUAUUGGAGUGGAGAAAAUCCGUGGUACCCCAGAGAUCAGUGGGACGCUUUUGAUCCAAUGCUCCUGUCUGAGGGUGCAUUUGCUGCUGGCAUGAUAUUCAGUUUUUUAAAACUCGUUCACAUAUUCAGUGUUAAUCCCCAUUUGGGACCACUUCAGAUAUCAUUAGGGCGGAUGAUUAUCGAUAUUAUUAAAUUUUUCUUCAUCUACACACUGGUUUUAUUCGCGUUUGGAUGUGGAAUGAAUCAACUCAUGUGGUAUUACGCUGAUCUUGAGAAGUCCAAGUGCUAUCAUCUACCAACUGGCCUACCCGAUUUCGAUAAUCAGGAGAAGGCCUGUUCGAUAUGGCGACGUUUUGCUAAUUUGUUCGAAACAUCUCAAUCGCUGUUCUGGGCGAGCUUUGGGAUGAUUGACCUGAUGUCCUUCGACUUGACUGGGAUAAAGAGCUUCACGAGAUUCUGGGCGUUGUUGAUGUUCGGUUCCUACUCGGUUAUCAAUGUCAUUGUUCUCCUGAACAUGCUCAUCGCUAUGAUGUCCAAUUCAUAUCAGAUAAUUUCGGAACGAUCAGACACUGAAUGGAAAUUUGCCAGAAGUCAUCUGUGGAUGAGUUACUUCGAAGAUGGGGAUACGGUACCGCCCCCCUUCAAUAUGAUCCCAACGGCCAAGACAUUUAAUAAAAUAAUUCGAUGUGGAAAUACUGGACGGCCGACCAAGUCUCUCAUUAAAAAAUCCCGUGAAAAGGCGAGAGAUCGUCAUGAAACUGUCAUGCGAUUGUUGGUCCGUCGAUAUGUAACGGCUGAGCAGCGAAAACGAGAUGAUUUUGGCAUAACUGAGGACGAUGUAAUGGAAAUUCGUCAGGACAUAUCAACGCUGCGUUAUGAAUUGAUUGACAUUCUCCGGCAAAAUGGUAUGCGAACACCGGCAAUGGAGAAAUCCGAAGUGUCCGGGAAGAAGGGGCGCGUGAUGGAGCGUCGUCUUCAGAAGGACUUCCAAAUUGGCAUAGUCGAAGGAAUCGUAAACGCGGUGAUUCAAAGUGAAAAAGAACCGAAGGAUGUUUUCAGUCAAUUGGCAAAGGCAAUUGGCCGACGCUCGAGUUCUAAUACUAAGAAAGAUUGGAAUGCUGUCGUUCGACAAAAUACUAUUCCAACCGAUCCAAUCGGCAGUAAAAGUGAAGCUGCCAUUCGACAGACCCGAAGAAGUCUUCGCCGACAGCAGCAAAUGCAACCGGACUCGGACUUGGCUUCACUCGAUCCAAAUCGAUUGGUCGAGUAUAAUCCAAAUUUGAUGGAUGUCACACCGACCACUAGAGUGGCAUAUGCCAAAUUUAUAAUGGGCAAGAUGAAUAAACAAACUGACACACCAGUGAAGUCUGGCGAUGAUGAGACCACAGGUGCUCCUGAAUCAGGAAAUGAGACAGCAACAAAACCAGCUGUUCCAUCGAGGUCAAGUGUCAAAAUCAACGUGACAGAUGCACUAGCUCGUGCACCCUCGUUAAGCUCUACGACGAGUGAAUCUAUAAAACGUGGAGUCUUGAAAAAAUCAAUCUCCACACAUAGCCAGGACAAAGGAGAAAGAAUCAUUCCAUCUCCGAUACCCGAGGAUCCUGAGGAUGACAGUAACAAUCCAGAAGUCACUCCGAGGGAGAUGAAAGAUGGCGAUGUAAAUGUCAAUGCAGAAAAGAAACCGACUGUUGUACUGAAAACGGAGAAUGAGAAGGAAGAACCACCACCGCCAAAAGUCGAUGUGAAAAAAGAUGUUGUGACAAAACAACAGUCCGAUUCACCGGAGACAAAACCUCGGGGAAAGUCAAAAGCAACUGGUCGUGUUAUGGGUGGAUGGAUAUAACUGUACUUUGGGUUCGUUUACUUCCAGCAAUUAUUCUCAAUACUGUAUGGCUGUAGUUCAUAUAUACAAUAACAUUCAUUUUUGAAAAGUCAAUAAAUAAUACAUAAAUACAAUAA
This is a messenger RNA of Diachasmimorpha longicaudata, 3764 nucleotides long. RefSeq names its product transient receptor potential protein (gene trp). The transcript has 14 exons. Gene Ontology annotation, molecular function: inositol 1,4,5 trisphosphate binding; store-operated calcium channel activity; protein binding. Bases 355 to 3648 code for a protein of 1097 amino acids. Gene Ontology annotation, biological process: regulation of cytosolic calcium ion concentration; calcium ion transmembrane transport. Gene Ontology annotation, cellular component: plasma membrane; cation channel complex. NCBI's taxonomy places the organism in Eukaryota, Metazoa, Arthropoda, Insecta, Hymenoptera, Braconidae. The record is from RefSeq and is a predicted model, not a curated record.